AUGGGGAGCGACCUCAUAUGUUCGGUUGUAGAGGUCGAACGCUUCCUUAAGGACCACGAUGCAGAACAAACAAUUAUUGACGCUUUCAAGCACAUCAAAGGCGCCCUAUACGGCCAAGAAAUCAAACGUUUAGGGUUAAAAGCGUCACGCGUCUCGUCCAUUGAUGAAACGAACAAAACUGUGAUUUCAAGGCCAAAGGAUACGGUCUCUAAGUGGAUACACAAUCUUUUCUGUGGAUGCUUUCAACAGGAUGUCACUGCAGUACACGAAGAUGACGAUUCUGCCACUACUCUAUCAUUGUCCAGUGAGAGCAAAGAACCUCAUGGACAACAUGAUGGGUUGCAGUCACCAUGGCCGCGGAAAGGAUGGGUCAUAUGCGAUAGUAAACGCAAUGUACCACAUGACUAUGACAGUGAAGAGGAGUACCAAAAGCUAUUUGCGCAGCUUGGUAAUAAUUGGAAUAUGGACUUCUUUGCAUUGUCGAAAUUUAAAACUCUACAACAAAGCGGACCAAUCGUCACUGUGGGCCAUGGGUUGAUUAGUCCAGUUGGAGACCGCAUACACCCGAAUUUCAAUCGCUUACUAGCGCCAGUUUUAACUACCAUACAAAAUGUGUACCUACCAAAUCCUUAUCAUAACGCGUUACACGCAGCAUGUGUUGCACACAUGACCGCUGUUCUCGCCAAAGCACUAGGCCUGAACAAAUACCUAACACCGCAUGAAGAGUUUGCAUAUCUUAUUGCGGCAAUUGGACAUGACUCUGGACACCCAGGGAAGACUAACGCUUUCUUGCGCUCGACGCAGAGCCCGUUAGCGAUUAUUUAUAAUGACGCAAGUAUUCUAGAAAACUACCACGCGUCUCUAGUUUGUCAUAUUAUUAGAGCGAAAGAAGAGUUUUUCGCAUUGUUCAGCCAACAGGAAUGGGAAAAUGUAAGGAAAAGAAUUAUUCAGCUGGUGCUCGCGACCGAUAUGAUGGCGCAUUACACUCACAUCAACAACGUCAAGGAACGCAGACUCAAUGGCACAUUUGAUCAUGUCAAGAACCCUGAGGACCUAUGGUUUGGUAUGGUACUUUGCAUCAAAACAGCAGAUAUUGGACAUAACUUCCUACCGUGGUGCGAACACUUACCAUGGACUAAAGCUCUCUUUGAUGAGUUCCAUAUGCAAGGAGAUGAAGAGAGGCUGCUUUCGCUGCCACUCUUACUAUUCUUCGACCGUACACGCUCGGCUGACAUCCCAGACUCGCAGUUGGGAUUUUUCCAGGGAUUCACAACGCCGUUGAUCGACGAACUCGCAUAUAUCAAUCCAAACAGCACCUAUCUAAAGGAUGUUCUAAAUGAAAAUGCGUACGAUAAUCUAGAGCAUUGGAAGAGUAACAGUAAACGAUUGUUGGAUGACAUCAUGACGGAUCUCGAUAAAUCCAAUGAGGUUUAUCAGAUCGCAGAUGCUACAGUCACCGAAUCAUAA
This is a messenger RNA of Babesia sp. Xinjiang, 1467 nucleotides long. Its product is annotated as Calcium/calmodulin-dependent 3'. NCBI's taxonomy places the organism in Eukaryota, Apicomplexa, Aconoidasida, Piroplasmida, Babesiidae. Gene Ontology annotation, molecular function: 3',5'-cyclic-nucleotide phosphodiesterase activity. The coding region runs from base 1 to 1467 and encodes 488 amino acids. The record is from RefSeq and is a predicted model, not a curated record. Gene Ontology annotation, biological process: signal transduction. The transcript is spliced from 2 exons.